This is a messenger RNA of Rhizopus microsporus ATCC 52813, 1061 nucleotides long. RefSeq lists its product as uncharacterized. The record is from RefSeq and is a predicted model, not a curated record. The coding region runs from base 34 to 807 and encodes 257 amino acids. The transcript is spliced from 3 exons. NCBI's taxonomy places the organism in Eukaryota, Fungi, Mucoromycota, Mucoromycetes, Mucorales, Rhizopodaceae.
CUUGAAUUCUCUUACUUUUAACACCUUUUGAAUAUGAAAUCAUUGACUCUCCUCGCUGUUGCUGCUGCUGUCACUUGUGCUUUUGCUGCUGAUGUACAUCAUGGUGGUAUUGAUCAUCUUAAUCACGAUCUUGUUGGACAUGACCAUGAUCGUGACCAUGAUAAAGAGCAUCGUCAUGGCUACCUUCCCCCUCAUUCAUCUCCUAUUGACGAUCAGCCUGAUGUUGAAAUUGUAGACAAGCCUCCUGUUGUUGUCUUUGAAACCACCACUCGUACCAAGCCUUGGGUUGUAGUCUCUGAUCAUCGUCCUACUGAUAAGCCUGAACCGGAAGAGUACAAUGACGACCCUGUAAAUCCAAAGCCUACAUAUGAUGAUGACGAUGUUGAAGAAGACGAUGAUGACAAAGGUAACUAUGGUGGACGUAGAAAUCAUGACAAGGGACAUGACAGAGAUCACCGUGAUGGCAAACACCACAAAGAUCAUGAUAUUUUUGGACACCAUGACAAGGACUACCGCCGCGCCCGUCAAAAGGCAUAUGCUCAAAAUGAUCUCCAUGCCAACUCUGUUGCCUCUGAAGCUGCUGAAGCCCCUGAAGUUGAACGUAUGGCAGCCGCUGCUGUCUCUGCUAGUGCUGUUACCUCUGCUGUUCGAUCUGCUAUUUCUUCCAGAAUAAGCAGCGCCACUGCUUCUAGCACUCAAGCCUCUGCAUCUUCUGGUAAUAGUUCCACUAGCGGUGCCACCAUUCCUCGUUCUGGAGGUGCAUUUGUUGCUGCUGCUGCUGGUAUUGCAGCUUGGUUUUUACUUUAAUUCCCUCUCUGUCUCUCUCUUUAUAAUUCACUAAACUAGAUUUGUAACUUAAAUCUAAUAGACUUUUCUCUUCAAAUAGUUUUUUUUUCUUUACUUUUCAAAGUAAAUUGUCAUUGAGAAAAAAGGAUUUUCCUUUAUCUAAAGUGCUCAAGAUGAGUUUCAGUUUUUUCUAAAGUACAUUUUCAAUGAUCCAUUUACAGCUAAAAUGUUCUACUUUCAAGUAUAAUUCAACUACUACCAACCACGCAUUCCCC